Messenger RNA from Pelobates cultripes (western spadefoot toad), 25846 nucleotides. NCBI's taxonomy places the organism in Eukaryota, Metazoa, Chordata, Amphibia, Anura, Pelobatidae. The record is from the annotation of a GenBank genome assembly.
CACAUUACUGGGAGUAUUAUUGCUGUGGAGCUCUGUUAUACACUCAGACACAUUACUGGGAGUAUUAUUGCUGUGGAGCUCUGUUACACACUCAGACACAUUACUGGGAGUAUUAUUGCUGCGGAGCUCUGUUAUACACUCAGACACACCAACAAUAUGGAGCUCUGAGAAAAGAGAGACAUUAGAACAGAAAAGAGAGACAGAUGGAUUUGGGCACAAAAUAGGGACUGGAUCUCUUAUAUAGGGACACUUGGAGGUAUGAUUUCUCAUUGUCCUCUGUCUCACUCAGUAUCUCACUUUUGUAUGUCGUAUCAUUCCUACUGUCUAACUUGGUAUCUGUUUCAUUACUCUCACUGUCUCACCGUGCACCUGUCGCAUCAUUCCACUGUGUUACUUGGUAUCUCUUUCCUCGCUCUCAAUGCCUCACUCUGUAUCUGUCUCAUUGCUCCCAUUGUCGCACUAUAUAUGUGUCAUUGCUCCCACUGUCACACUCUGUAUCUGUCUCAGUGCUCCCACUGUCUGACUUGGUGCCUGUCUCUUUGCUCCGACUGCUUUGCCCUGUGUCUGUCUCAUGUCUCACCCUUUCUCACUCUGUAUUUGUCUUUUGUACCUAAUGCUUAAUUUUGUAUCAGUCUCAUCACUCCCUCUGUCUCACUUUGUAUCUAUUUAAGUAUCCCUGUGGUCUCACUAAGAGUUUGUCGCACUGUCCUCACUGAGUCACUUGGUAUCUAUGUGAUAAUCCGCACUCUCACACUUGCUAUCUUUCUCUCUAUUGGCCCCCUGGACAUAGCUUUCAAUAAAGCGUAUUUUCCUUUCAUUAAAUCUCUUCUGCACUUACAGGGCGCACUUGACAAAAAGUUGUCACCGCCUGACUCUUACCUGUCUCAAACUUUGUCUUGCCUGUCUUUUUCCCCUGUCUGCGCUGUCUGGCUCUGGGUUCCCCAUUUAACAGGAGGCCCUGGGCAAAUGCCAACCCUAGAUUAAGUGGCCCUUGCCGUUGUGUAUCCUUCUGAUUGUCCCUUACUGUCCCACGCCGUGUACGCCUCUCCUCCUCCCCUCGCAGCUGUUCUUGUCACUCUGUCCCCGUCCAGCCCUUCUAAGAGACACAGCAGCUAUGGCAUCCCCGACAGUGGCUCGUCUCGCAGGCAGGUCCCAGCUAGACUCAGUGUGUGAAUGCAUGUCUUGUUUGUAGUUUUACCACUGCUGCUGUGUGCAUUUAAUUUAAAAUGUCUUCUCAUUCCUGACCCCUUCCUAACGUUUCCAACUUAAAUUAAUUUUUUUUAUCCAACCCAGUCUGGUCAUUAACCUUCGAUCAGUCUAACAUAAGUACUAUUACUAUUGCCCUUUCUAUUUCUGUCUUACUUUCUUGUUUCUCUUCUGCUCUUAAUCUUUCCUCCCCUCUCUUUCUCUCUCCUCUUUAUUAAUAGUAUCUGCUUUUUAUCUCGCUGAUUUUUUCUGUCCCACUUUGACAGCUUAGCUCUAUAUAUAACUCAAAGACAUAAAUACUUGCACGCUUGGUGUGUGAGCACGUGGAAUAUUUAUAAUUAUAUGUGUUCUUUUUUGCCCCUGUGUAUAUUUUUUAUAACGUCACGAGCUGAGCCCCCAAGUUACUGUGUUUUUUGUAGGGUAUUGGUAGGCAGAUCUGAUAUGGAUGUAGAAAAAAACAUUUACUUAUAUAUCCAAAUAUAAUUUUUACUACAAAGUGGAAUUCUGCAAACUAAUCUCCCAAAUAUCAAAAAUCCCAGGCUAUAAUUGGCCUUUGAUGCUAAGCAGACUUUUUUUGUUUGUGCCAACAACCACCUCAAGGUGAUGGGAUUUAAAAGAUAGCAUCCUUCUAUAUAGUCAUUGUCAUAAGAAAAGUUCGAGCUAUAUGUAGAUAGAUGACAAUAAUAAUAUUAAUACCUUGGUGAAUAUAGUUCUAAAAUAUUUUACAUAAAGACAUUUUAAAGGCAUGAAACUAAUAACAUUUUAUUUUGCUAUUUACUAAGUCAGGGAUGUAAGUGGUCACUAACAGUAAAAUCUCUUCUGUGAUCACUUUGUGGGGUAACCCAUAUCACCCCAUGUUGAUAUUUAUAGAUCCUGUUUCAAAUUUCCCUUAUUCAAUAGAAUGUUUGAUAAAACACUAAAGAUAACAUAGUUCUUACACUGUGCAUGAUUCUAGUCUAGACACGAGCAAUAGUUGUCUGACCGUCAGAACAAAUUUGCAGAGAAAGGAAGGCUCACCUGUACCUAGAAAUAGGACAAUCUGUUCACUUUCAAUUCAUCUCUAAUUCUUUCCUCAUUUUAUCUCUUAAAUCCCAUAUUCUCUUCCUAUACUUCCCAAAAAGUUCAGGUCAGAUGAGAGUUUCCCACUAACUAGUUUAUCAUGCGUUAAGCUGUAAUUACAGUUGCGAUGGCCAUCUCACAAGUGUAUCAUGUUUUUCACAUUCCAAGACCAUUACGCAUGGUUAAGACACUAUUGGGAGCAUGUGAUACUAGCAGCCAAUCAGCAACUAGAUGUGUUAAAGGGACACUGUAGGGACCCAGAUCACUUCGGCUAACUGUGUGUCCCUUUUGCAUCUAGUGCUGCAAUGUUAAACAUUGUUCUACCAGGCCCAGAGGCUGUUCUACCAGGCAGCCACUGGGGGCGCUUCUGGAAUUGUAAUGGACUUUUGGUCCGUUAUCUGAUUAUGGAUGUCCUCAUGCAGAGCAGCGUCAGAUUUUUACCAUUUGCUGCGCAUGCGCACUAGACCUCGCUCGUCGAUGGAUAGAGGAGGGGGCGGUAGUUUUUAAUCCUUUAUUUACCAGACAGGAGGGGGCUAGAGGGAGGGGGAGGCAGAGGGAUCGGUAGUGCCAGGAACACAGCUUUGUGUUCCUGGCACUACAGUAUCCCUUUAAGUUUAACUGAUUAAGUACAGCAUUGUAUCUGACAAUAAUAAAAUGCAGUAUAUGAUCUGGGAUGAUUCAGAAUGGCCAGUCUUCCAAGAAAACCCACAGUUUAGCUAGAACCUGUUUUUAAAAUGUAAUUGUGCUAUCAAGUGGUACAUAGAAUACGUUAUGAAAAGAAUUUACAAUCUGUCAAUUUUCUGUAAGUUGUUUUUUUGCAUAAAACCAUUAUUGUAUACUAGAAGCAGGGUUCAAAACUUCCACUAACUACUAGCCAUUGGCGAGUGAAAAUUUAGCUGUGGAGAUUAGAAAUACACCACUGGGUGGUAUACUGUGGCUUGCAGUGGCAAGUAAAUUUUAAGGCCUGGCUGGUAGCAUAGAAAUUCUGACUUUACGCGUAGAAGAAUCACUAAACAUGUGUCCUCACUAGCUACGAAGUCCUAUUUAUGCAGAAUUAUUAAAAGAAAACUUAUUUAUUUAUAUAAUAAAUCAAUCAAUCUAUCAGUCUAAUACACCAACUCUCUUUCUCUUCCUUCUUUUAAGUCAUACUUUGUCUGUCUCUCUCAAGUGGUCUCUGUGACCAAAUUAUCUACCCUUUCGUCGGAACACUCUUUGUUCACGAGUUGGACACCGAAUAUUUCCAGCACCAAUUUCCGUCCAUUAAGAAUAAUUAUGGUGAGUCAAGUGCAGGUGCUGUCAAAAUAUAUGUAAAAGGAACACGUAAGAAACUCAUUACUGAUUGAGAAUGUAAUGUAAUGAGGUCCAACUCUGUUUCUUGUAGACCACACAAAAUGUUUGUUUAUUUUGAGUGGUUUGAGAGGAGGAUAUCCUUGGCUCAAACUGGCAUUGUUCUCAUAUAUAUAUAAUAGUUAGAUGGUUGAUAGCUUUGCUGUAGAGAAGAUCAGCAGAUAGCUGGUAUUUAUUAAUAAGAGGACUGUUAAUUGAACCUUACAUUACUCCAAGCAUAAUUCUGACUGCUGGGAAUACUGAACUUGAUGGUUGCACGUUGAGGUCUGCUGGACGAGAAUGGUUAAAUCAGCUUAAUGAAUGACCAGCCAUUUCUGAUAUUUCCGAGUUUGUUUAACACAGAUUAUGGUCAACAAUAUCAAAACCCAUGGUCAAUAUUCCAUACAUUAGCUCCAGUAGGUCACAUAGCUCUGCUGAUGGAUCAAAACAAACUUAGACUGAACCAUGCUCAAAAAGUUGGGCAGUUGAUAGCGCUGACACAAUUUUGUGUGGACACAUUUUGUUUUAGUGAUUUUGUCAGUUCCUAUAUGUUCAUCCAUUAAUCUUCUCACAGUGCCAUCUAUUUUUUAUAAUGUCUUUUCCAUUCAUUAUCUCAUUUUCUAGAUGUGGCUCAGAUGGAUCCUAUGACGUUUCGUGCUAACUUGGAAGGGUUCCCAGAUCUUCCUCGAUGGAUGCGUUACACCCAGCGAUCCCCUACUCACAAAGCUUAUCUUUAUGGCUCCCCAACUGAGACAGGGAAACAAGUAAUAGAGGUAUGUAGGUUGGGAAAUACUUUCACAUCAUGAGGUCUGCUACAAGAGGUCACAUGGUUUAUAUAGUUCCACACUGUAUGCCAAUGAUGCUCCAUCUGUCUCUCUCUUUCCCAGGUGACAGCCUAUAAUCGCCAGACAUUCGAAACUGUAAAACAAAGGUUUAUUUUUAACAUUCUCCCUUCACCUGGUGAGUACCAAACUCCAGAUUUCAUAUGACCCCUCCCCCCCAUCUCCCUUACCUUUUUCAGAAUAAUAAAUUUUCUAUCAGAUAGUCUCCAGCCUUUGUACUCUGCAAUUCAAACCAACUAAUUAUAUUUCUUUUUACAAUAUAGUUUUCUUUAUUCACCAAGCAGCCAUUCUUUCAUCUUUCAUUUCUCCGUUGCCUCCAAUCCCGUUACUUCAUCAUACAUGUUUUCAUAAAAUGUUAAUUUUACACUUUCUCACUCCACUAGCCUUUUAUGCUUGUCCUCUGGUGGUGGUUAGUGACGAGUAUAUCCAUUUUUAAAAAAGUAUUGUUAUAAGAUGUGUCAACUGGGAAUUUUAUACACUACUAUCCUGUGACAGACCAACUGGUCACCUAGGACGUGUACAAACGAUACCAAGGACUUGCGGAGCUCAACUUGCAAACGGAAAUGCCAUCGUUAAAAGUGACCUGGAUUUUCCACCAUGUGCUGUGCCAGAUCAGAGGAUGUUUGCGGCCUGGUCAAAAACUGUACACCCAUACUAUUUGGGCUAGGAAUCCAAGUGCUUUUUACACAGAAUGGGUCGCUCCGGCGAGAGCUAUCCGGGGUGGCGCUAUUUUGGGGAUGCGGGCUUGGGGACUUAUGUUUUUGGGUGAAAUUGUUAUAUGGUGCCGAGGUGUCUGGCCGUUAAUAACGUUAAUUCACCAGGUACAGACACCAAGGUGCUAGAUAUUGCAAAAUACCAUUGUUGAGCACACCGUGUUGGGGACCCAGGUAUAUAUGUGUGACAAUCAUAUUAACCCUUACAUUAAGGGUUUAUGUUUAGAUAAUACGCUAUAAUCUCUGCUGAGCUAUCAACUAAAAGUGGGGAAAAAAAGCCCUUGGCAGCGACAACCAGAGUACCUUUGGUUAGGCCGCCACAUAUCCCUAGUCUGCAUUGUAUUUUUUCAAAAUGGCUUUCAGUUUCCUUAAUUAAUUAAGAAAUUAAUAUUUUUUUUAUUAAAGCACGAAUAAAGAAAUUAAGCCAUUUUGGUGUCUGGAUAUUGUGCAACGACCUAUCAGCUAUUGCCAUAUAUUUUAAUCAGUUAAACAUAUCUAUUUCUCCUCUUCCAGCGUUGCAGACUCCAUUCCAGGCAGAAUUUUUGAUUGCCAACUUGGAUGUGGAAGAGAUGCUACCUCCAGAAGCUCAGCUUGAUUUCCAGGCUCCACUGCAGGCCGUGUGGGGUGCCCAACGAACGACCAUUCUUAACAUAACAUCCGCACUAGACAAAGGUGGGCGAGUACCACUACCACUGCCAGGACAUAAAGAGGGGUAUGUACCAAGAGCAUUUUUCUAAUAUCUAUAAUAUUUUAUUGACAACAUAUUGAAAUUUCCUAUAGCAUAACCAGGAUACAUGCAAACUAUGGAGCACUUAACCAGUAAUUGUUACAUUAACACUGCUACAGCAUUCACACACAUCCUCUAACACUAUUCCCCACAAACUGUGGUGGUCUAACACUGCUCUUCUUAACUUCUGGUGGUCUAGGCUGGUCACAUCAUUAUCCAAAUGCUCCAACACUGCUCCACCAAACAUGAGAGGCCCUAACACUGCACCCAGUGGCGUACUAGGGGCUUGGAGCUGAAAAGUGGGGACCUAAUUUUGAAACCUUAAUUUGUGAUUCCGUAGUCUGAGUCUGUAAUUAGAGUUUGGAACCAUAUUAUUAUUAUUAUUAUUAUUAUGAUAUUUAUAGAGCUGUCAAAUUCCGCAUCGCUUUACAAUGGGUGGACGAACAGACAUGUAGUUGUAACCAGACAAGUUGGACACACAGGAACAGAGGGGUUGAGGGCCCUGCUCAAUGAGCUUACAUGCUAGAGGGACUUGGGUAAAAUGACACAAAAAGGUAAGGAUUGUAUUAGACGUAUUAGACGCUUUUAUGAAGAAGUGGGUUUUUAACGAUUUUUUGAAGGAGUGGAGACUGGGUGAGCAUCUAACGGAGGAGGGAAGCGAGUUCCACAGGAACGGUGCAGCCCUCGAGAAAUCUUGAAGUCGAGCAUCAGAGGUGGGAGUACGGACAGAAGAUAGACGUAAGUCUUCAGCAGAUCGUAAGGGCCUAGACGGGACAUACUUGUGUAUAAGGGAGGAUAGAUAGGUGGGAGCAGCAUUAUGUAGAGAUUUGAAGGCAAGAACCACAAUUUUAAAUUGAGCUCUAUAUUUUAUAGGAAGCCAAUGUAGGGACUGACAGAAGGGUGAGGCAUGGGAGGUGCGGGUGGACAGGACGAUGAGCCUCGCCGCCGCAUUCAUUAUGGACUGUAACGGCGCAAGUUGGGAGCAUGUAAAACCACUGAGAAGCGGAUUACAGUAGUCAAGGCGAGAAAGGACAGUGGAAUGGACCAACACCUUAGUCGCAUCUGGCAUUAAGUAGGGGCGGAUGUGCGCAAUGUUUUUGAGAUGGAAAUGACAGGAUUUGGCGAUAGAUUGAACAUGAGGCUUGAAGGAGAGGUCGGAGUCAAAGAGAACACCUAGGCAGUGAGCCUGCGUGGUGGAGCUGAUGGUAGCACCGUUGACUUGAAGGGAGACAGACACAGGAGUAACAACACUUGAGGGAGGAAAGACCAGAAUUUCAGUUUUGGUCAAGUUUAGUUUAAGGAAGUGGGCAUCCAUCCAGUUAGAAACAGCAGAGAGGCAGUCAGAGACACUAGUCAAGAGGGACGGGGAGAGAUCAGGAGAGGACAGGUAGAUUUGCGUGUCAUCUGCAUAGAAAUUAUAUUGGAAGCCAAAGGAGCUAAUGAGUUUACCAAGGGAGGCAGUAUAGAUGGAGAACAGUAGGGACCAAGGACUGAACCUUGGGGGACACCAACAGAGAGGAGUUGGGGAGAAGAAGCAGAGCCAGAGAAAGAAACACUGAAAGAGCGCUGGGAGAGGUAGGAGGAGCACCAGGAGAGAGCAAUAUCUUGUACACUGAUAUUGCGGAGGAUGAGAAGAAGUGGUUGAUGAUCGACAGUGUCAAAAGCCGCAGACAGGUCAAGGAGAAUUAGGAUAGAGUAGUGACCACAAGAUUUUGCAGCGAGUAGAUCAUUGGAUACUUUGGUCAGUGCCGUUUCCACAAAGUGCUUAGCACGGAAACCAGACUGAAGCGGGUCUAGCAGAGAGUUGGACUCGAGGAAGUCUGUCAAUCUCGCAUACACAAUUUUUUCAAAGAUCUUGGAUGCAAAAGGCAUAAAACCAUCCCGGAAUACAUACAUAAACUAGAAAUUUCAAACAUAUAAAAUCAAAAGCAGACUGAGGGACAGAGAAAUUUGCUGGGAGAGCAAUGGGUGCAAUAGGUCACUGUCUAUGGGUCUCAUGGGACACAUCCCAUCAGUUAUGGAACACAGAGGGACUCUUUGCAAUGGGCAUGGAGCAGAGAUUGGCCAUGCUCAAGGUGCAGAUUUGUAAAGACAGUGUUAAAACUAAGUUUGGCCACUUAUUUGUUAUGAGUGGUGUUUCCAGUGUUGCUCAUUCAGAUCAGGGAGGAUAUCUAGGUGGGGAGGAUAUAUGUACGAGGAAUAUGGAACAGAGCAGCAGUAGGUCACAACAACUAAAAAGUCAGGCAAUGUAAGCACUUGCAUAUUGCAGUAUGUAAGGCUGAUGCUUCUGCUCCAAUAGCCACCAUUCUGAUCUGAGCCUGACUGCUCCCACCAACAUCUGGUAUUCUGUCAGACAUAGUGACCAUUUUAAGCAAGAACUAGGAAUCCCAUCGAGAUUUGAUGGUCUAACACUACCCCUCUCCAACAUCCUGUGCUCUAACACUACUCCCCUCAACAUCUGGUGGUAUAACACUACUCUCCUCAACAUCUGGUGGUAUAACACUACUCUCCUCAACAUCUGGUGGUCUAACACUGCUCCCUAACAUCUGGUGCUCUAACACUGCACCCCAGCAUCUGGUGCUUUAACACUGCUCACCUGAACAUCUCGUGAUCUAACACUGCUCCUCUAACAUCUGGUGCUCAACCUCUGCUCCCCCAGCAUCUGGUGCUCUAACACAGCUCCCUUAACAUCCUGUGCUCUCAGGGCCAGCGCUACCAUAAGACGGCACAAGCCUUAGGGCACACGGACCCGAGGGGAGCAAAAAUGUCUGAGUGACCGGCGGGAGCACAGAGAACUCUGCUCCCGCUGGUCAAUUUCUGCAGCAAUCUAUCCAGCUGGCUGGGAAGCGUGCAGCCACUGAGGGAAGGGGGCGGAACAGUGAGGAGCGACUGUGGCAAAUCUUUUCCUGAGCUACAGGCCGCUGGGAUACAUGACGCUGGGAUACGUGACAACAUAUCCUGGUGGCCAACUGCUGUGGAGAGAGGAGGAAAGCUACAAUAGUGCAGUGGGAACACGGUUUAGCAACUAUAAGAAACAGUAAGUGUGUGUGUAAGAGUUAGUGUGUGUGUCUGUGUGUGUAAGAGUUAAUGUGUGUGUGUUGGAGCCAGUGUGUGUGUGUAAGAGUUAGUGUGUGUGUGUGUUAGAGCCAGUGUGUGUAUGUAAGAGCUAGUGUGUGUGUUAGAGCCAGUGUGUGUAUGUAAGAGUUAGUGUGUGUGGAAGAGUUCGUGUGUGUGUCUAUAAGCUGUGUGUGUAAGAGACUGUGUGAGUGUAAAGCAGUGUGUGUGUGAGAGACCGUGUGUGUGUUACAGCCAGUGAGUGUGUAUAAGCAAUGUGUGUAAGAGACUGUUUGUGUGUGUCUGUUACAGCCAAUGAGUGUGUAUAAGCAGUGCGAGUAGGAGAAUGUGUGCGUUAGAGCCAGUGUGUGUGUAAUAGUCAGUGUGUGUGUGUAACGGUCAGUGUGUGUGUGUGUGUGUGUAUGAGCGAGUGUGUGACGCAAGGGGGUAAAGAAAAGUAGGGUGAAGACACAAAACACAUAAAAAAGAAUGCCAAACAGGGGAUACAUUAUACAAAAAUGAAAAACAAGAGAAAAAGGUGGUAAGAUGCACAAAAGGGGCAAAAGAAACCCUGCUCCCUCAACAUCUGGUGGUCAAACACUGCUCCCCUCAACAUCCUGUGCUCUAACACUGGUCCCUCAACAUCUGGUGGUCUAACACUGACCCCCCCAACAUCCUGGGCUCUAACACUGCUCACUCAACAUCAUGGAAUUUUCCACUACUUUCUCAACAUCUCCUGCUCUAACACUGUUCCCACUAACAUCCUGUGCUCUAACACUGUUCCCCCCAACAUCCGGUGCCCUAACACUGCUCCCUCAACAUCUGGUGGUCUCACACUGCUACCUCAGCAUCUGGUGCUCUAACACUGUUCCCCCUAACAUCCUGUGCUUUAACACUGUCCCCCCAACAUCCUGUGCCUUUACACUGCUCCCUCAACAUCUGGUGGUCUCACACUGCUCCCUCAGCAUCUGGUGCUCUAACACUGCUUUCUCAACAUCUCCUGCUCUAACACUGCUCCCCCAACAUCGCCUGCUCUAACACUGCUCCCCUCAACAUGCUGUGCUAACACUGCUGCCCCAACAUCUGGUGGUCUAACACUGCUCCCCCAACAUCUGGUGGUCUAACACUGCUCCAAUGUCAUUGAACAAUUUUCCUUUCUUCCACACUAGGGUUUUUAUUAAGUUGGGCUCUGAUGUACCCUUCUCAGAUUGCCUCAUAGAGUCCCAGGCAAUUGAAGCUCGACAGUUGUGUCAGAAGAGGGGCCAGCCAAUUCUGUCAUGUAAUAACCAGUUUGCAAAUCGAUUCCAAAUAGAUUGGUGCAAUACCAGUCUGGUGAGUAUUUCUGCAAGCAGUACUGUAUACAACCACUAGAUGUCAGCAGAAUAUGACAAACAAUUUAAAAAAUAUAUAUUUUAUAAUUCCAUUAUCUGUAGAGUUAAGUCACAGAACAGGGAGUUGCAUAUUAGACCAAAAUAUCAAAAACAAAAAUGUUCUCCAACUCAGUUCUUCCUUGAGCUUUGAUAUUGUGGCCUAAUAUUUUAAAUUCAAUGGUCACUACCAAACUAUUUGUGAUUCAGUGUAUUACACUAACAGUGAAUUUAAAACAUGUGAUAAAAUUAUAAAAAAUAGAAACUAGUAUAGAUUGGCCUGAGGGUUGUAUUUUAUUUCUAGUUAAUAUUUGUAUUGCUACAUAUGCCUGUAUUGUAUAUGCAAGUAUUAAUUUAAAAAAAAAAAACCUGACAAAGAUAAAUGGGUUAUUGGACAUGUUUGUGAAGUAUUAUCACCCUGCAUAUUUAGAUUAUUCAAAUACAAUUAGUUAUCCGUUUUUGGAUCUCCAAUAUUGUUUUUAAUAUCUUUAAAAAAAUAAUAAUGACAGGCAUUGAUUGUGUUCGUAUAAUAAGUGCUUAAUAAUUAAAAACAAAACACGAACAAGAAUUAGAAAAAAAUAAAUAUAUAUAUAUAAAUAAUAAUUAAUAACGUAAUAACAUCCUCUUUCUAAUAUGACAGAUCUGCCUUGAAGUUAGCAAUAUAGUAGGUAUUUAAUAAAAAUACCAUUGCUGUGGUCUUGAUUCUUGCCAUUUGCAAUCGUUUUUAGCAUCUACGUUUUUCUGACUGCUCUAUCUCAUUCGGGGUUAGCUUAAAUUAUUUAACAAUAUGGCUCUGUGCACGCACAAAUAAUAUUUGAAUGCUAUUUUAAAAACACCUAUCUCACAUUCAAAAUAUGAAUAUGAACUAAUGGGCUGGCAAUGCAUUAUGGGAUAUGUAGUUUAUUAAUGUUUACAGUUAGAUAUCACUAGUUAGCCAUGCUGUUACUGCACUGCCAAUAGAUAAUGGCUAUCCUUCCAAGGUUAUUACAUUUGAAGCCUUAUGAUCCGCAGUCAGAGCAUUAUGGAAGAUGUAGUUCAACACCAAUUGGAAUGCUACUGUUUUUAUUAGCUAUGGAUAGGGCUACCAUAUCCACCAUGUUUCCAGGACACAUAUCAUUUAUACUAAUUAAGGGGCAACAUAUGGAAAGUGCUGCCUGCAGUAUGUAGAAGUGAAAUGCUGCAGUAAGUAAAUCAGAUGAUAAACAGAAACAUAGGAUGUGACGGUAGAUUAAUACCGUUCGGCCCAUCUAGUCUGCCCAAUUUUCUAAAUACUUUCAUUAGUCCCUGGCCUUAUCUUAUAGUUAGGAUAGCCUUAUGCCUAUCCCACGCAUGCUUAAACUCCUUUACUGUGUUAGCCUCUACCACUUCAGCUGGAAGGCUAUUCCAUGCAUCCACUACCCUCUCAGUAAAGUAAUACUUCCUGAUAUUAUUUUUAAACCUUUGUCCCUCUAAUUUAAGACUAUGUCCUCUUGUUGUGGUAGUUUUUCUUCUUUUAAAUAUAGUCUCCUCCUUUACUGUGUUGAUUCCCUUUAUAUAUUUAAAUGUUUCUAUCAUAUCCCCCCUGUCUCAUCUUUCCUCCAAGCUAUACAUGUUAAGAUCCUUUAACCUUUCCUGGUAAGUUUUAUCCUGCAAUCCAUGAACCAGUUUAGUAGCCCUUCUCUGAACAUUCCAAAGUAUCAUUAUCCUGGUAUCAAUCAGAAAUCCUGCAGCAUAUACUUUACCCAUAAUACAGGGCAGUAUAUUCAGGUACUGCCAAUCAACCCGAUGAAAUUAUCUGUGUCAUCACGUUAUUCAGCAUCUGGUUAAUGGUUGGACUAUUUUAGAGCAAAACCGACGUUUCUUGCAUAGAAUUGAAAUAUUUGCCAACCAAUCAUUCCCCUGCAAUUUCACUGCUCAAUUUACUGUCAUUUAGGAGUUAAAUCACUUUGUUUCUGUUUAUGCAGCCCUAGCCACACCUCCCCUGGCUAUGAUUGACAGAGCCUGCAUGAAAAAAAAAAAAAAAAAAAACUGGUUUCACUUUCAAACAUAUGUAAUUUACCUUAAAUAAUUGUAUCUCAAUCUCUAAAUUGAACUUUAAUCACAUACAGAAGGCUCUUGCAGGGUCUAGCAAGCUAUUAACCUAGCAGGGGAUAAGAACAUCUUAAUUAAACAGAACUUAUAAAUAAAAAAUAUAAAUAAACUUAUAAAUAAAAAAACCUAAAUAGGGCUCUCUUUACAGGAAGUGUUUAUGGAAGGCUGUGCAAGUCACAUGCAGGGAGGUGUGACUAGGGUUCAUAAACACAGGGAUUUAACUCCUAAAUGGCAGAGGAUUGAGCAGUUAGGCUGCAGGGGCAUGUUCUAUACACCAAAACUGCUUCAUUAAGCUAAAGUUGUUCAGGUGACUAUAAUGUCCCUUUAAUACCGUAGUAACAAAGAUAAAAUAAAUCAGGUAUCAAAAUUUCAGUCCAUACCUGGAAGUUGCAGGGAGAGGUAGAAAUGCCAUCCGCAAAGAUAAAAAAUUAAAUACAAACCAGGGUAGAAAAAUAUAAAAGAAUAUGUUAGGAAAUACAAAAAUACAAAUAAAUAAGAAUUGAUAGAAUAUUCUUACAUGGUUGAGACACGAUAAAAGGAAUAUCAUUUCAUGGCAUCGCUAUUUUAUGUUCCCAUGCGGUCCAUGUGUGGAUUAUUUUUCACCCACUAUUAUAUUUUCUUGUUUUGUUUUGUAUUUAUUUCAUAUAAUUCUGAUUUAUUUUUUUCACUGUGCCUGUUGUUAAUUUUUUUUAUCUAGCAUUUAUUGCAACAGUGGUUUACAAAGUAUUUAUGUAUUCGUACACUUUGUACAUAUUUGUUACUUAUAUCGGAUACUUGUGUGUUUAUUUAUUUGCUACUGUCUAUGGUUUUUUAUACAAUUAUUGUAUCUUCUACUAUAGUAAUAUUUCACAUAGUAUUUUGUGCUGCCACUCCCCCUCCCACCCUUUAUCUAAUUCUGGAUAUUUCCAAGAGGUAAAAAUGUAAUGUUUUUGUUGAAUUGUGUCUAAAAGUUGAUCCAUAAAGUUUACUGAAAAUGUUUUGUAGCGGAGCUGCAAUAUUAAAUCCCAAUAUCUCCGCUGGUAAAAGACAGUAAUCCCCCCAAAAGCGCUGAAAUGAAGGCGAUAUCCCAAAUUCCCCAGUAACCGGACGAAACACAGUGCUGGGAGUCAACUGAGGUUUUUAUUCACAAGCUCCGGUAUUUAUGUGGUUCCCCAUGCAAGGGGUUUCCUUAGCCCUUUUACAGGGGUUAUACAGUAGGGGACUACAUGGGGAACUGAACAUGCAAGACAUUUUUCCCACCAUGCACUGCUGUACGAGAGGGGUACUCCCACAGAAUAUCCUGUUAAGUGGAUUAUCCCUCCGUACAGCAGAACCGGGCUUUUCACUCAAAAAUAUAUAACUGGCACAUUAUUUGUGCUAUUGUAUCGAAUGACCUAUAGGUAGAUAGCUGGGAUCUGAGCGCAUACUUCGGUAGAUUACCACUCAGAUCCCAGCACAAUCAGUCGAAUGCCACACAAAAUACACUGUAAUAUGAAUUCUCAAUAUAACACACAAAUGCACAUUUUGAAGGAAAGUACUGAAAGACCGGUGUUCCCGAAUGGUCUGGAAGUCCAGCGGUGUUCGUGCCGUCGAGUAGCCGAUUUUAGUUCCAGUUCUAAGCAGAAUAUUUCAUGUAAACAUUGAGUGCUUCCCUAAAAAACCUCUACUGAUGUCACGAGUUAGACACCUAUCAGAUUCAGUAUAUGAUGGGUGCCAAUCUGUAGGGUAAACUACUGCGAUAUUACAUAUUAUUAUUAUUAUAUAUUAUUCGCAGGUUCGAAACCAGAGUAAUCUGAAUGUACCUUUCCUGGUUAAAUACUUAGUUAUUAUUAUUAUAUUACAUUUUAUAGUACACGGGAAAAGAUAAUGUUUCUGCAGAAUCCUGUAAAGUAAUCACACAAGUCUAGGGUUCAAGGUGCAUAUUCCUUGCUACCUUGGGAUCUAUGGCCUGUACUAAAUUAAUUGAAAUAAAAUAGUUCACCUUUUCCCCUUUGUUCUUUGACUUCCUAUCAUUGUAUAGGACUGUAAAAAACACAUUGGGUUUCUUAGGACAUUGUUAGUUGCAGUGUGGGGACACCUAGUGGCUGAAGAUAUGUUUACCAUUGAUUUUUAGGAUUCAAGUUUAUUUUGCUUAAUAGAAAUGGAAUAGACACGUUUCUUUAUCAAAUAGUGGUUUGUUUUGCAGCUCUGUGCUUUAUUACCUGAUUUAUGUCUUCUACAGAUAUACUUUUCAGCACCUCUCCCUACACAGCCUCCUCACCUUUAUUCCGGGAUUAUGGAUGACGAAAGCGAGUUUAAUCCUCCCUCAGAGACCCUGGAAGAAACGUAUUACCUGACUGAUUACCUGCUUACCCUGCUGCUUCCUACCCUUAUUGCUCUGCUCCUCUGUGCAUUUCUUAGCUACAUCAUGUGCUGCCGCAGGGAGGGGAUGUAAGUAUCACUAGGUGGCGCUACAACAGAUAUAAACAGUUUAAAGAUACACUAUGGAGACCAAAACAACUUUAUGUUAAUGAAGCCGUUUUGGUGUAUAGGUCAUGCCCAUGCAGUCUCACUGCUCAAUUCUCUGGCAUUUAGGAGUUAAAUUACUUUGUUUAUUCAGCCCUAGUCACACCUCCCUGCAUGUGACUUACACAGCAUUCCUAAACACUUCCUGUAAAGAGUCAUCUAAUGUUUAAAAUUUAUUGCACAGUCUAUUUCAUUUAGAAUUUCUUAUUUCCUGCUCUGUUAAUAGCCUCCUAGACGCUGUAGAAGCCUCAUGUAUAUGAUUCAAGUUCAAUUUAAAACUCUAAAGAAAUUCUUAUUGAAAAUGAAACCAUUUUUUUCAUGCACAUUGUUUUGGUGCCUGUCGUAUCCCUUUAGGACCACUGCUACCAGGUGACUUCAUUAAGAUAAAGUGUUCUGGUUGCCUAAAGUGUUCCUUUAAUGAUGCGUCAGCUUCAGCUCUUGGGAUCAGGGAAAAGGCAUGGGGCCGAUUCCCAGAGCCAAUAAUCUAAGAAAUAGACCACAAAAUACAGCGGGAUUAUGGAAAGAGAGCAAUUCUGUGGCAAAGUCACUGAAAGCAUUCCAUUGGUUUCCAUGGUAACUGCAAUACUUGUUGACCUUUUAUCUUGAAUUGCUUUCCCUGUAUGCUGGCCCUUUUUUUUAUUUUAUUGUAAAAUGCUCUAUUUGGCCUGUAAAACAAUAUAUACCUUACCUGGAAGGAUGAAUGUGAGUAGUUUGGGGUAAUGUAAUUAGAAAGAUGAAUGUGACUAGUUUGGGGUAUGUGAUUGGAAGGAUGAAUGUGACUAGUUUGGGGUAUGUGAUUGGAAGGAUGAAUGUGACUAGUUUGGGGUAUGUAAUUGGAAGGACGAAUGGGACUAGUUUGGGGUAUGUAAUUGGAAGGAUGAAUGUGACUAGUUUGGGGUAUGUGAUUGGAAGGAUGAAUGUGAGUAGUUUGGGGUGUGUGAUUGGAAGGAUGAAUGUGAGUAGUUUGGGGUAUGUGAUUGGAAGGAUGAAUGUGAGUAGUUUGGGGUAUGUAAUUGGAAGGAUGAAUGUGACUAGUUUGGGGUAUGUGAUUGGAAGGAUGAAUGUGACUAGUUUGGGGUGUGUGAUUGGAAGGAUGAAUGUGAGUAGUUUGGGGUAUGUGAUUGGAAGGAUGAAUGUGACUAGUUUGGGGUGUGUGAUUGGAAGGAUGAAUGUGAGUAGUUUGGGGUAUGUAAUUGGAAGGAUGAAUGUGACUAGUUUGGGGUAUGUGAUUGGAAGGAUUAAUGUGAGUAGUUUGGGGUAAGUGAUUGGAAGGAUGAAUGUGAGUAGUUUGGGGUGUGUGAUUGGAAGGAUGAAUGUGAGUAGUUUGGGGUAUGAAAUUGGAAGGAUGAAUGUUACUAGUUUGGGGUGUGUGAUUGGAAGGAUGAAUGUGACUAGUUUGGGGUAUGUGAUUGGAAGGAUGAAUGUUACUAGUUUGGGGUAUGUGAUUGGAAGGAUGAAUGUGAGUAGUUUGGGGUAUGUAAUUGGAAGGAUGAAUGUGACUAGUUUGGGGUAUGUAAUUGGAAGGAUGAUUGGGACUAGUUUGGGGUAUGUGAUUGGAAGGAUGAAUGUUACUAGUUUGGGGUAUGUGAUUGGAAGGAUGAAUGUGAGUAGCUUGGGGUAUGUAAUUGGAAGGACGAAUGGGACUAGUUUGGGGUAUGUGAUUGGAAGGAUGAAUGUGACUAGUUUGGGGUAUGUGAUUGGAAGGAUGAAUGUGAGUAGUUUGGGAUAUGUAAUUGGAAGGAUGAAUGUGAGUAGUUUGGUGUAUGUGAUUGGAAGGAUGAAUGUGACUAGUUUGGGGUAUGUGAUUGGAAGGAUGAAUGUGACUCGUUUGGGGUAUGUGAUUGGAAGGAUGAAUGUGAGUAGUUUGGGUUAUGUAAUUGGAAGGACGAAUGGGACUAGUUUGGGGUACGUGAUUGGAAGGAUGAAUGUGACUAGUUUGGGGUAUGUGAUUACAUGGAUGAAUUUGAGUAUUUUGGUGUAUGUGAUUGGACGGAUGAAUGUGAGUAGUUUGGGGUAUGUGAUUGGAAGGAUGAAUGUGACUAGUUUGGGGUAUGUAAUUGGAAGGAUGAAUGUGACUAGUUUGGGGUAUGUAAUUGGAAGGAUGAAUGUUACUAGUUUGGGGUAUGUAAUUGGAAGGAUGCAUGUGACUAGUUUGGGGUAUGUAAUUGGAAGGAUGAAUGUGACUAGUUUGGGGUAUGUGAUUGGAAGGAUGCAUGUGACUAGUUUGGGGUAUGUAAUUGGAAGGAUGAAUGUGACUAGUUUGGGGUAUGUAAUUGGAAGGAUGAAUGUGAGUAGUUUGGGGUAUGUGAUUGGAAGGAUGAAUGGGACUAGUUUGGGGUAUGUGAUUGGAAGGAUGAAUGUGACUAAUUUGAGGUAUGUAAUUGGAAGGAUGAAUGGGACUAGUUUGAGAUAUGUCUAUAUGGUAAUUAUGACUAAGUACGAGGCUGGAUGGAAAGUUCAAGGUGGGUGGGGUAGAUAGGGGAAUAUGAAUAUGUGUGUGGAAGGUUAGUGAGUGUAUGUGAAUCACAGGCGUGUUUUUAUAUUGUGCUGCUGCUGGCCCUUUAAGCACCUUUUUGGGGCAUCGGGAAGAUUGGGACACUGCCCCUUUAAGACGGUGUCCCCUGACUUGUUUAAGACGGUGUCCCCAGACUUGUUUGGGACACUGCCCCUUUAAGACAGUGUCCCCUGUGUCCCCAGACCUGGUUAAAACCCUUUGUUCCUAGCUAUUUCCCACUUGGUUCAGUAAAUGGGGCUUACUGAACCAAGUACCACACAGGCGGACCACCUGUAUCGGGAGUGUUAACCGCAGCUUAAUUGACAAUGCUGGGUGGCGUUUGUUUGGUUGCCGAACACAUGACGGCGGCCAUCUUUGUUCAAUCGCAUGAGGUCAGCGGUAUGUGUAGCCAAAUUCAUGGAACUAAAAUCGGCUACACAUUUUCGCGAACAACGCUGAGCCCUACCUUCUCCCACAAUGAUUUUGCAGCCGCAUUCGGCGAUGGGACUUAGUCGUUUUUUCAGCCCAAAAUAGACCGAUGUCAAAUCAAUGGAACUGUUUUGGGCAGGAAAAUGUGCUUGCGGUCGGUCAAAAAGGGACCUCCAGCUAACUUUUUAACCCCUGCAUGGAUUUGGCUGAUUUGGUUAUGUAUAUAUUUGAAGGUUGCUGAUUCUAAAUAGGUAAUUUUUAUGAAGAUUGGAUGUGUGGUUUUAAAGUUACAGUAUAUGUGUAAAAAGUGUAUUUUUCCUGCCUAUGAUAAGUUACAUUAACCCAUUGUGUUCAGUAAUUAUAUCACAGGCAGAGGGAAGGGAUUGUAUGUUGGGGCUGGGUGUGUUUUAUGGUUUUCCUGUAAAUGAUUGGUUGUACUGUGUCCCACCCUGUGGGAUGUCCCCUUGCAUGGGGACUUGCAUAAAAGCCAGUGUGUGGUCAUUAAAAGCAGAUCAUCUUGUACCUUCAUGAAGUUUUGGCUCAUGUUUGGGGGAUUGGAGAACUACACUCUGGGGAUUGCUAUAAUCACUAUACUCCCCAGGCCAGGGACGUAUUAGUCGCGAGGCAAACAAGGCAUUUGCCUGGGCGGCAUUUUCCAGGGGGCGGCAAAAAACACCGCCCCCAAAUACCCAGGGCAAAUGUCUUGUUAGCCUUGCCAGCACCCAGCAGCCAGCCCAUCAGCCCAACCGGCAGCCACUGGACCCCAGGGAGAAAAACAACCCCCCCCCAGCAUUUCCAAAGGUAAGGAGGCUGGAGGGGGGGUUAAAAAAAAAGUGUUAAUGUGAGUGAGUGUGUGUGUGUGUCUGACUGUGUGUGUGUGUCUCUGACUGUGUGUGUGUGUCUGACUGUGUGUAUGUGUCUGUGACUGUGUGUGUGUGUCUCUGACUGUGUAUCUGUGUCUGACUGUGUGUGUGUGUGUGUGUUAGACUGUGUGUGUGUGUCUGACUGUGUGUGUGUGUGUGUAUUUAGAAGGUGGGGCAGGGGGAAGGGAUGGGUCGGGGUGGCGCAGGGGGAGGGGGGUGCCUGAAUUUUGUCCUGCCCAGGGCAGCACAAAACCAGGCUACACCACUGCCUCAGGGUAUGAUCACUAAGCUCUGCUAAGAGCUUGUUCCUGUUCCUGCUCUCUGGAAUUCUGAGAGAGGUCGACCUACUGGAAGCUGGACCCUGGUUUUGGGUCCAGAGUGGGUGGAGACGGCGAGACCCCAACCAAGCUGCGGCGGUUCGUGGGGUCUGCAGUGGUUAUGGUGUCGGGCAGAGUGCUUGGAGUCCUCGGAAAGCACUAGGAGCAUCCGUCAGUGGAAGGUACCCGGUCGGGGUGCCAGCGGUUCCGUUACAGGUGUUCCUGCACUUUUUUUUACAGCAGGAAUGCUGUUCCCGCAGUUCCUGCAGGCACUCAGUGGGUGGCAAAAAACGCCGCCCCCAAAUGCCCUCCUUGUUCCCCCUGUCAUGGGGGGAACCUGAUGGACCCCCUCGGUGGGCGCCUGUCUCCAUAUCAGAUGUGUGUUCUCUCUGCUUCCUCCCACCGCGCGCCGUUUGCUGAUGCUGGGAUCCGGAAUAUGAAGUCAUAUUCCAGCUCCCGGCAUCAGUAGACUGCCUGCGCGGCGAGUAGGAGUAGAGAGAACACAGCUCCCUCGCUGCGUCUGAUAUGGAGACAGGCGCCCACCCCACUGGACCCCAGGGACAGGUCUAUUCCAGCUCUCCAGGUAGGGAGGCUGGGUGGACAUUUUUUAAUUAAAAAGAAAUAUCUGUGAGUGUGUCUGUGAGUGUGUCUGUGAGUGUGUCUCUGAGUAUGUGUGUGUCGGUGAGUGUGUGUCGGUGAGUGUGUCUGAGUAUGUGUGUCAGUGUGUGUGUGUGCACGUGUGUGUAUAUGUAUAUGUGUAUAUAUAUAUAUAUAUAUGAGUGUAUAUUAUUUUGGGGUGGAGGGGGGCGUCUUGGGUGAGUUCCCACACUUUAUUUGCCAGGACUUGACCCUUGAAUCCCUCACUUUUUCCCCUCUUUUUUUCCCCCUUCUUUUACAUGUCCUCCUCUUCUUUCUUUCAAUCCCACACUUGUUCCCCUCCCCUCACUUGGUCUCCUCUUUUUCAUCCCUUAAAAUACCUGUUACAUUCUUCUGUCCCCAUGAUCACACAAUUCUUCAUCACUUUUCUCCUCCACAGACAGCCAGAAAUACAGUAGGUCACGCUGUGUUAUGAUGCUGAUGUCAUUUCCACGUGUUGUAUAGCAGUUCCUUUGGCUGCCUGAGGGGAGAGAGAACCUGGCGCUGUGAGAGCCGGGCAAGAAGGAUAAAGAACCUUUCUCUUUCUCAUCCGAGCACUCUUGCUGCACCACCAACAAUACAGGGUCAACCCUACUCCCCCUCGGUGGACUUUUGGGAAGUCCGGCCCUACUUGCCUGGAAUCUAGCGCCAGUUGAGGUUCUUCCACUCCUCAUCUGACAUCACUCCUGCCCUCUUCCUGGUUCAAUCUCAUAAAGAAAAAUUUUAUUGGACUGUUCUCACUGGCUCAGUGGGCAUGUGCAUGCUCCUAGCCGUGGGGGAGUUGUGGUGAACAAGACAGGGAGGGGAUUUUCACCAAAAAUAGAGUAGAGAGGUAGGCAGAGAGAACUAGGAGGGAGAAAGGGGAGAAAGGGGAGAUAUAAGCUUUCUGUAGUCAUUGUGCAGAGAGCUGACAACAGACAUGUGUUUUGCACAGAUUUAACAUUAGUCUGGGACAAUAACAAUUAACAUUGUUGCAACUAGCCCCUGGCACAAAACUCAAAUAUCUAGGAGCGCAGUUUGCUCCUAGUGAGAGAGGCGGCCAGCGAGAGAGCAAAGGGAGGUACGUCACCCUGGAGUGUGACCAAUGGUGGCUAAAGAUGAGCAAAGCCAAGUCUGAAGGACUGCGGUCAGAGUGAAAUACGCUUUUUCUUUCAUUUCCAGCAACCACAACUGAGAAAGAAAGCAGGAAUAAUGCCAAAGCAAGGAAAGCCACUGGGAAGGGGCAAUAGCCAGGACAGAGGCAGGUCCAAUGGGUCAUUUACUACAAGGAAAGGUGUUUUGGAUCCAAUUCAAUGAAGGAGUAGGAAGGAAUUCUACAUGGGCCGUGUACUGUCCACAUACUGUGCAGCAAGUGACUGAGCUCUUCAUAUAAUAUAUGAUAAAUGCUAAUACCUGUUUUUUUUUUUUCUUCUUGUAGAGAGAAAAGAGAUGGCGAAACAUCUGCGUAAGUUCUGAGCUAUGGAAAUUGCACCUGUUGACAUAUAGCAUUGCGUAUAAUGUUAGUGUGUCCAUUUGUAGGUUGCUUAGCAUGCAACCCUCUGUUGGUUUCCAUCUAGUGUGCUUUUGGAAAAGUCAGUGCCCCAUCCCCUCCAUAUCAUCAGUUGGAAAACUGGCCAUGCAAAGUAUGACUGUCUAGCUGACCACACCACCCCAGGGGUACUUUUUUUUAACAAUACCAGCUUAAUGCCUUGCUGCUGCCUGUAUUACAUGUUGGACAUGUAGGACAGAGGAGGACUUUAGAACGUUCUGUUAUUGACAUUGCGUUCCACCAGAAAGAAACGCCAAUAAGGUAAAGUAACUUCUACAUUUAUUCUACAUGUGCUUUGAAAUGGGAAAGCAACCAGACAGACCAUAGAUAAAAGUUCCAAACGAUUUUUAUUAUGCAAUAAACAAAGUAUGACAGAGCCACCUUUAAGAAACAUUCCACAGAUGACCUGAAGCUAAAGUUCAAGCUCUCUAACAUUGUCCCUGUUUGUGUCCUCCCUCUAACUUACUAAUGCAUUUAUUUUGCUCGUACCCAGGAUUAAAUUUUUCUAAAAUAUACAUGUCAUUUAUUAUAUACCUUGCAUGUUACCAACCUGUUUAAUUAUAUUAAGUUAUGGAUAUAACCUUUUGUUUUAUAUACUGUUUUGUAUUCAUUUUGUCACUUGGUAUAAUACUGUGUUGCCUUGAGUACUACAUUAAAUACUUGGUCUGUCUGAUAUUUUGAAGGUCAUUAUGCCUGUAUGUGUGUAUAUUAUUCAGAGAUUGUCAAAUCCAAAAAGCCUAGAUUCUAGAAUUGUGUCUCUUUAGAAAUAUUGAGAUAGGAUAUACCGUAUUAUAUCCUGACUCCUGCCAAACUAUCGCCCCUGACCCGUGCUCAUAAAAUGCUAGGGCAGGUUAUCUCUCUCACCAACUUCUCUCCAUGCAUUCUGAGCAAUAUAUUAACUAAGAGUAAUUGUAGGAUGAGAUAUGUACUCAGGAGUACCAGUGGGCUUGAAGAACACGUAGGCUCUCUGCUCCUCUGCCAAAAACAGCUACUCUCCUCGGGCAGAAAAGAAGGCAAAAAGUAGGGUUGCUGUGAAUAUUAGAGUGCCAAAUGUCACCUAUAGGCAAAUAUAAAAAAGGGAACACCCCAAACAUCAUAACAACUUCAGCAUAUAGGAGCAGGCAUCUUCUCGCGCCAUGUGGAACAGGUAUUUGUGAAUUUCAUUGUGCAUGUGUGAGAUGGUCUAGCUGGAUCUUUCAUGAAAACUAUUUUGUAUUUUUACUCAUGGUUGUGAGUGCAAAGGUAAUGGGAUCCCUAGAACCUUACUCAGAAGUUAAAGACCCAAAGAUGGUGGUGUGUGGAUACACAUAUUCCUCCUCACCUUGUGGACACCACCAUGCCAGCAGAUAUGUCGCACAGGGUCUUUGAAAAUAAAAUAAUGACUAUAACUCCCCCUACCACAAGUUACAGUAUCGCUACAAAAAUAUUAUUUACGAAUCUUUGUUGUUUUUUUAAACAAUUUUUCAUUUGCAGUUAAAUAGUAUUUUUAAAAACUAACCUCAAGACUGUGAAAAAUUUGUUCUGUUUCAUUUUUUUCUCACCGUUUCUCCUUCAUAAUCUGAAUAAACACAGAUAGGUUUUGUGUUGUUUGUAUAAUGCUUCACUCAGUGUGUGUCGAUCCUUUUUGUUAACCUUGGGAAACACUCCUGCAUUUUUGUUAUUGUUUCUGCUGCCCAUCCUUUGUCAAAAUCAGAAAAUACUGUUCAUAUAUUUGGGUGAAAUAUUAUCUUUCAUUCUUUUAGUAUUCAACUAGUUCACCAGCAGUCCAUCUUUUCCAACACGGAGGAGCUACGACACAUGGCAGGAAACCGGGAUGUCCCGCGUCCUCUCUCCACUCUUCCCAUGUUCAAUGUCCGAACAGGAGAAAGAGCAUCUCCCCGUCAACUGCAUGACGAUAGCGCACGUGUACCUCUUAUCUUGUCACAACAUUAAAUGUCCCUUACUUUCCACAUUCCUGUGCGAUUGGGACAAAAAGGUAUUUACUGUGUUGUCUACCAGGCUUUAGGAUGUUCUUCAUGUAUGUUGCAUAACUAAAUUUGUUUAGGUGCACCAAGGCAGUGGAGCAUUGACAUGUCAUGGUUUUUUUUACUGCUAUUGUCAACACGUUAUUGGGAAAAUGUACAUGUCUAUGGGGACUGUUUGGAACUGGCUGAAUUGGCCCAAGAGCGAUAGAAAGGUUAGUUACAACCCAGUAAUUGUGGGUUUUCACUAGAUUUUACUAGGGCAUUGUCUGGCUGAAAUAAACAUCUUAGCUCAAUAGUGUCCCAUGGCACACGAGAGUCCACCCAUUCUCAUAGAAAGUGCAUUGUAAGACUCAGCUAGUGGAUAUACCUAAAGCAUGUCUCAUAAAUAUAUAUUGCUAAAAGGAAAGGGAGUAGGUGAUGAACAUGGAAAGUUGGUAUGAUGGAAGAAAUAAUGUCAUAGGGGAGUAAGAAAGAUGCUAACUGGGGAAGAACGAGUGGAGUGAGGCAUUGAAUGGGAAGAGGUAAGCCCUAAGGAUAAUGUUAAAGAAAAAAGUUAGCAAGCUGGUUGCAAAUGGCUGAUUUGAUGGCAUUAAAAGGGUACCUGUCAUGGUACUUAUUACUUUAUUUCAUUACCUCUCCUUACUUUAUCUAUACAUUGUGCUGGUGAAUUCACUAGCCACGGGAUAGAUUUUGCGAAAAACAGCUUUGAAAACAUGCCCCCACCCAGGGCCGCCAUUAGGGCAUGACAACCGUGACAAUUGUCACGGGCCCAGCCGACCGGGCCCCACGUGCAUCAGCGGAACAGCCGCCGGUGCAUCUGCACCAGGGCCCACACGCUGAUGGGGCCCGUCAGGUGGCCCAAGCAAUUAAGGCCACCCAAUGGGCCCUAUUAUCGUCAGGUGCCCGGUCAGCGCUGUAAUAGCGCGACCGGGCCCCUUAAAAAAAAAAAAAAAUGCAGCCGGAAGCAAGUGCUGCUGGGAGGAAGUGAUGUCCGGUCAUUUCCUCCCACUUUACUCCGCGCGGGAAGGAGGACGCAGCCUAAGGAGAGGCAGCCGACGCCCAUCAUCCCCAGCCACCCUCCUGCGACGAAAAGGUAAGGAAGAGAGGAGGGUGGCUGGAAAUGAGGUGUGUGUAUGUAUGUAUGCCAGUGUAUGUAUGCCAGUGUAUGUGUGUAUGUAUGCCAGUGUAUGUGUAUGUAUGCCAGUGUAUGUGUGUAUGUAUGCCAGUGUAUGUGUAUGUAUGCCAGUGUAUGUAUGUAUGUGUGUAUGCCAGUGUAUGUAUGCCAGUGUAUGUGUGCAUGUAUGUCAGUGUAUGCGUGUAUGCCAGUGCGUGUAUGUCAGUGUGUGUCUGUAUGUAUGCAUGCCUGUGUGUGUGUAUGUAUGUAUGCCUGUCAGUAUGUAUGUAUGUAUAUAUCAGUAUGCAGUAUGUGUAUGUAUAUGUAUGUUUGUCAGUAUGUAUGUCUGCAUGUAUAUGUGUGUGUGUGUGUGUGUGUGUGUGUCAGUAUCUCUCUAUGCAUGUGUGUAUGUCUGUUUCAGUAUUUGUAUCUGUUAGUGUGUGUGUAUUCCUGUGGGCGGGAUUUGGAGACUGGCUUGAAGGGGGGCCAAGACCUUGAGCUGUGUAAGGGGCCCCAAAAUUUCUGAUGGCGGCCCUGCCCCCACCCAUUAGUCAUAGACUCUUGCCGGCAGACUGUUCUCUUGCUUGGUGGGCUGUGCCAGGCUUUGGGAAGCUUUCCAAUGUUUUCCAAAGAAGGGCAAUGCCAGAGAGGAGGUUGACCCGGACAAUCAAGACGUAUAGAAGGUGGGUUAGAAAACAUUUCUUUGGACCCGAGACAGGACAAUCAAUAUAAUUGGCCAAACUAAAAAAAUGAUGUCACAUUCACUUUUAAAAUGGUUUUGAAGAAUAAAGGCAUUUUGACUGAGGUGACAGCACUAUAUUGAAGGGCAGGGGAUGGGUUGCAUUCGAGGGAAUGAGGAAUAAAGGUUAUCAUAAUUAGAUCAUUCCAGAGGACAAAUGAGCUAGUUUUCUGUAGUUUGUGUCUUUUAUUCUAUCUGCGUUCUCCUACUGGCUUCUAAUGAAUGUUUUGUAUCAUUCCCUACUUCCUCUCAUUUGUAGUUCACAUUUAUUCUUUUUUUUUUUUGUUAUCUAAUUUGCAUUUUAUUGAGCGCAGUUGAGCUAUGUCCUUGACUUCCUCCACAAUCUGUGUCUAAAUUGUAUUCUAUGUAUCAUUGCACGUUAUCUACUAUCUAAAUGAGCCAUCUUAAUGAGCCAUCUUAAGACUCUUUCAUGUGUCCCUUCUAGGCAAUGAGAUCUGUUCCCGAUGUUAAGGGCUGGCAAGAUGCUCAGUACGGCAAUGGCUCUAAAUCCCAAGGACUGAAGGAGAGGAUUACUUUAUUACACUGUUUGAAUCUUAUAUUACUAAUAAAAAGUUAUUGAAUCAACGGAACAGUGUCAGGAUUCAAACUAUACCUUUUUUUUUUUAUCACGCAUAGCAUAUAACGCCCAUGAGAAACACAACUUCCACCUUCCUCUUUUACAGUUCCCUUCUGUAUUGUCUCUGUAUGACCCUGUCUCUCAUAUUACAGUUCUAUUCACUAAACAUCGAGUUGUGAUGUGUUAACAGAUGACAUUUAAUGGUUAAUGGGCCAAAAACUCAAGUUGAAGUAAAUCUCCACCACUGACGAUUUUGUUUAUCUCAACUUGUCUUUUUCGGUCCAACUGUUUUUAAGUAAUUUGUAAACUCACAAGAAAAAAAAUCCCCGAAUUCUCC